Messenger RNA from Setaria italica (foxtail millet), 967 nucleotides. RefSeq lists its product as uncharacterized. The transcript has 2 exons. The record is from RefSeq and is a predicted model, not a curated record. The coding region runs from base 13 to 480 and encodes 155 amino acids. NCBI's taxonomy places the organism in Eukaryota, Viridiplantae, Streptophyta, Magnoliopsida, Poales, Poaceae.
CCUUCCCUAGAGAUGGACGACUACCGUUUUGACAGGGUUCAUCUCAAGUGGCUACCAAAGCUCAUGAUGCUCACCCUUGACAUGUGGAUCUCUCAACAAGAUCCCUUGUCUUUCGGUUAUGUUCCACUCCUCAGGAGUCUGAGCCUUAUUAACACCGGCCUUUCCUGGCACAAGAUGCUUAAGCUGAGUGAUUUCCUUGGCAAUGUCACGAUCAGUUCUCUACAAUUGAACUUCAAGAGCGAAAAGAUCUGGGUUCUACCAGAAGGUCCAAAAGAAUUGUUACCUGUGUUCCGCAAACUAAGACUUGUGGAUCUGGUCAAUAUCUCUGAAGAAUGUGAUCUGAAUUGGACGAUGUUCAUUCUCCAAGGUGCACCCUUCCUUGAGGAGCUGCGCAUCACUGUUCGGGAUCAUUUCUGUGAAAUGUUGGUGGAUGAGGAGCUUAGGGCACAAUACGCAUAUAGUACAGAGAAGAAGGUGUAGAUCGGGAAGGAGCCACAUCUGAUUUCAAGCACCACAAGCUAGCUGUGCUCAAAGUCUUCGGGUUUCGACCAGAAGACAAGUUCGUGAUGCAUGCCAGAAGUGUCAUCAAAGCAGCAGUGAAUCUAGAGGAUAUAUUUCUGUUUAACAGGUUGGUGUGCGAGAUGUGCAAGCAUGAUUUUCCAAGGGCAUCCAGAUCUCCAUGGCCAAAGAAGCAGAGGUUUUCACCAGUGGGACCAACUCGUUUGCUGUGAUUCACUUCCCGAGUUUAAGCAGCAAUUAGUGCGGUAGAAAGUCUUAUUUUGGUUUGUGGAUCAAGUUUUAGAGCAGCCAUCAGUAACUCUCUUUUAGGUAAUGCAUUUUGCCAUCUGAAAAAAAUAAUAAUUGCAAUGUGUCUUGACCCUUGGCUGCCAAGCUUGGUUGUUUGAGAUGGGGUGUAAUUUGUACAAAUUAUCAGACUUAUUUAAUUGGUACUGUUUGGAUUCAAGAA